CUUUAGUCCUGUUAAUCGAGACUCCGUGAUUUUUCAAGACGCAAAUUACGAAUUUUUUUUCAAAAUGAAGUGGUCUGUGGUAGCUCUGGGCCUCCUGGCCUCCUCAGUGUCAGGACACAUCCAAAUGUCCAAUCCGUAUCCGCUUCGCAGUCCAUUGAACAAGGAUGGAAGCGGCCAGAAGGAUUACUCGUACACCAACCCGUUGUCCACCGAUGGCUCCGACUAUCCGUGCAAGGGCUACGCCAAGGACGAAUUCAAAUCGGUGGCAGACUACAGCCCCGGCCAAGAGUACGAUCUGGAACUGCAAGGGAGCGCGACUCACAAUGGCGGUUCCUGCCAGAUCGGCCUGUCCUACGACCAGGGCAAGACGUUCCGUGUGAUCCACACGAUGCUGGGUGAAUGUCCCCAGGCCAAAAAAUACAAGUUCAAGAUCCCCCAAGAUGCCAAGUCCGGCGAGGCCCUCCUCUCCUGGUCCUGGUUCAACAAGGUGGGCAACCGUGAGAUGUACAUGAACUGCGCGCAAGUCACCAUCGGUGGCGGCCACUCCAAGCGCGAGCGGUCCACCCAGUCCUUAAACCGUCGCGGCGGUUUCGACAGCCUGCCCGAAAUCUUCCAGGCCAACAACAACGGCCCGGGCAAAUGUCGCACCAUCGAAGGCCAGGCCGUCAAUUUCCCCCAGCCGGGGCCCUCCGUGGAGGGCAAGGCUGGAAGUGACAAGGGCUACAAGUGCGAAGGAAGCGCGCCGUUCCUGGGGUCCUCCCAUUCCGUGAAUACUAGCUCCAACUCCACGAGCUCAUCGGCCGCACCCUCAUCGUCCCAUGCCUACAUGACUUCUGCUUCCGGCGUGGCCACCUUCUCUGUCAAACCUUCCUCUGCUGCGUCUUCUUCCGCCGUGCCUUCUUCCGCUGCGCCUUCGUCUGCCUCCCCGCCGUUCAGCCACGGCCCCGCGACGCACGAUUCCCACGGACCAGCACACUAUCCGUUUUUCAACAGCAUCGCAAACAGUUUCGCACACAUGUUCCACCCUGGCCGGUGUGUAGACGGUACCAUCAUCUGCAAGCCUGAUGGCCUGUCGUGGUCCAUGUGUGAUCAUGGCGCUCCCCAUUUCAUGGGCGCCGUGGCCCCCGGUACCAUCUGCCGCCAUGGCCGCAUGUACGCGCUGUAGACCAUCUUUUAUUUUCUUUUCUUUUUCUCGUUUGUGAUUUGGAGGUCAUGGAUCAGGGCUGUUCUUACUGUGGCCACAGCGCCAAAUAUUAUAUCCAAUCUUUUUUGUUCUUCCCUUAUGUCUUGUUACAAUAGUUUUUUGUGUCUUGGUCCAGAUUUGAGUAUUACUGUGCACAGUGUCUUUACUUGUUUUACUUCGGAGUUUGAUUUUUGAAUUGACAAGCUUCUUCUCAUUUUUUCGCAGUUGUAUAGUAUAAUCGUCCAUCGUAAGUCUCUUCUUUACGGAGUACUAUGUUCUGCGUUCAGAACAUGACAGCCAUGUGAAAUAAAGAUUCAUACAUGGAGUAUUCCAUAUAAUAAUUGACCUAUUCCCC
Molecule: messenger RNA, 1538 nt
Organism: Aspergillus candidus
Lineage: Eukaryota; Fungi; Ascomycota; Eurotiomycetes; Eurotiales; Aspergillaceae
Product: putative extracellular protein
Exons: 2
Coding region: 65-1165 (366 amino acids)
Source: RefSeq, a predicted model, not a curated record